This is a messenger RNA of Maudiozyma saulgeensis, 525 nucleotides long. Lineage: Eukaryota; Fungi; Ascomycota; Saccharomycetes; Saccharomycetales; Saccharomycetaceae. The record is from the annotation of a GenBank genome assembly.
AUGUCAACUCCAGCCAGAAGAAGAUUGAUGAGAGAUUUCAAGCGUAUGAAAGAAGAUGCGCCACCAGGACUUUCAGCCUCUCCACUACCUGAUAACGUUAUGGUUUGGAAUGCUAUGAUCAUUGGUCCCGCCGAUACACCAUAUGAAGAUGGUACAUUCCGAUUAUUGCUAGAAUUUGGAGAAGAUUAUCCGAAUAAACCACCACACGUGAAAUUCUUAAGUGAAAUGUUUCAUCCUAAUGUAUACGCUAAUGGUGAAAUUUGUUUAGAUAUUUUACAAAAUAGAUGGACUCCAACUUACGAUGUUGCAUCGAUAUUAACUUCUAUUCAAAGUUUAUUUAAUGAUCCAAAUCCAGCAUCCCCAGCUAAUGUAGAGGCUGCAACUUUAUUUAAAGAUCAUAAAUCUCAAUAUAUUAAAAGAGUAAAAGAAACCGUUGAAAAAUCAUGGGAAGAUGAUAUGGAGGAUAUGGACGAUGAUGAUGAAGAUGAUGAUGACGACGAUGAUGACGAAGAAGAUGGAGAAUAA